AUGCUGCUGGCGCGGCCUCUGCCUCCGCAGUUCUUGUUACCAGCAUGGAACGCGCGACAACUAGCUGGUGCGCAUGCUGUAUUGCACCAGCACCAGCAGCAGCGGGCCUGCAAAUCCGAUGACACGAGCUCUCAGAACAAAGAAGACACCCGCUUCAAUUGGAACAGCAACAAGGACACGAACACAAGCUCGACUACCGAUACCAAGAAUCCGAAUCCAAGCUCGCUUUCGAGGUCAACUUCAGAUACAGAAACGAGGCCGAGUUCGACAGGGGAUAGCAAGGGCAGCACGCAUUCCUUACGCCGUACUGUAUGGUCUAUAAGACGAGAUAGUCGCGAUCUUCAGCCUGCGAAAACCACAGCUGCUCUUUCUCUAUUCGAGGAACUGUUCCCGGAAGAAGGCGAAGCUAAGAAGAAAGCGGAGGAGAGGAAGGAGAAGCCAGGACGCUUACCGGCUUUUGAUUGGAAUAAGACGAUUUCUGGGGAUGGGAAUGAAAAUAAUGUGAAGCUGGAGAGGGAGAGACUGCAGAAGGAGUUUAGAAAUCUGCCGAGCCAGACGCCUGUGGCUCUCAGUGGCAAUAGUCUGCGAGCGGAGGACCCACAGCCGGGGUAUUUGAGUGAGAAGGAAGCGGAGGAUGGGGAGCGGGGGAGGAGGAGGGAGGCAAGCGUGUUGGUGUUGAAUUCUGCGACGAAGACGUUGGAAGAGAGCGAUUUCUUUAGGGUGGGGCCGAGGGGAGAGCAUAUUGAGGGGUGGACGAUAAUUCCCGGCCGAGACAACAACACCCUCCGCCCCCUUGGUCACUACUUCAUCCUCUUCUACAACGACGUAGCCGCCAAGGCCUACCUAGACAGCAUUCUACGUAUCUGGAGAAUAGCCAAACAGCGCAGUGCCUGGGCAAGCUCGAACAUACCAGGCGUGCGGCUUCCGCCUGGAAUGUUGAAAGAUGGAGAGGAUAUCCAGAAGUUAGUCAAGAGCUUCACGCUCGUGCCGCCGUACAGCCGGCUCUUCCUGCGCAUGUUAUCGAAGCCCUACAAGCCAGCAAUGCUGCGAUUACUCGAUGAAGGUGGACCGGGAGCUAUAGCUGCUAGGGAGACCAAAACGGAGAAUAUGGUGCUGAUCACCUCUGAUAUCGGGGUGUUUGAUCCUCAGCAGCUGUUGAAAGCUAUCAGGGACGAUGGGACACGGCGCAAUUUGCAUUGGAAGCUGGUUCUGUCGAAGGAUCGACUGAUUCAGCUGAAAGACGAUCCGGUUGUUAAUGGGAUGGAAGAGGAGAUGGGUGGAAGUCCCAAGUUGAAACAGAGAACCCUACGGCCUCCAGCUAGAUAUGUUCUGUCCUUCAAAGACCGGCAUGAGGCUCGCCGAUUCGUUAGGGAAUGGCACAAGCGGUCUAUGCCCGAAAAGAAAAACCCUAGGCCAGGCGAAGAGUUGCCUCCAGUAAUUAAUGCAGAGAUUUUGUGGUGA
Lachnellula hyalina is the source of this 1461-nucleotide messenger RNA. RefSeq lists its product as uncharacterized. Bases 1 to 1461 code for a protein of 486 amino acids. The record is from RefSeq and is a predicted model, not a curated record. The transcript has 2 exons. NCBI's taxonomy places the organism in Eukaryota, Fungi, Ascomycota, Leotiomycetes, Helotiales, Lachnaceae.